This is a messenger RNA of Eurytemora carolleeae, 1369 nucleotides long. RefSeq names its product putative methyltransferase NSUN6. The coding region runs from base 25 to 1341 and encodes 438 amino acids. The record is from RefSeq and is a predicted model, not a curated record. NCBI's taxonomy places the organism in Eukaryota, Metazoa, Arthropoda, Copepoda, Calanoida, Temoridae. Gene Ontology annotation, molecular function: RNA binding; methyltransferase activity. The transcript has 8 exons. Gene Ontology annotation, biological process: RNA methylation.
CAUAGCAUUCUUCUUUGCAGAGACAUGUUGGACGGGUUGGAUGUGUUUGAGUGCUCCGAGGUUGGGGACAGUGUAGUUGAAUAUCUAUCCCGAAGAGAACCUGUCUCUUCUAAACAGGUCUCUACAUGGCUAAGAACCCCGCCAAAGCUUACAGUGGUACGAGUUAAUACAUGGAAAACUACUUUGUCCGCUGUUCAGUGUCGGAUAGAAGACCAUCUUCAAAAGACAGGUCAAAAGUGUUCAGUUUCACGAUUUGGAGAUUCCAACGAGGUUUUACUGCUUCAGUGUUCGGAGGAGAACAAAGGACAGAUUGAACCUGGAGAAGAAGAGGUAGUGGUUGAUCAACAGUGUGGACUAGCUGUGCUCAGGGGUGCAGAUCUAUUUACCCCUGGGAUACUGACAUUGAGUUAUGCCGCACAAAAGUCCUCACAGGUUUCUGUAUGGGCUGAUCUCGAGCAUAAAUGUACUCAAGGAUCUAGUAAAAAGUAUGAUGGAAAGAAGGUGUUUGUCGGGAAUGGAAUUCUUCAAGUUAGUAGAGAUGAAGUGUUUAAAGAGAAUCAAAGAGGGAUUGGAGUUCUCAUCAAUCAAAGAGUAUUUAACUGCCCUAGCCUGGAUGAAUCAAAGUUUAACGGAGAAAUCUAUCUACAAAACCUUCCCUCUAUACUAGCUGUAGAGCUACUAAACCCUGAACCUGGAGAAAGAAUUCUAGAUAUGUGUGCGGCUCCGGGGGGUAAAACAUUACACAUCGCCACAAGGAUGAAGGAUUCAGGAGAAAUUAUUGCUUUUGAUAAAUCAUUAAAGAAGAUAAAUCAAAUCUUGAUGAACGCAGAGAAACACGGGUUCAGUAAUAUCAAGGCCUUCGUGCAGAACGGAAUUCAGAGUAUAAAAGAUGCUACAAGCCGGAAAGAAGAACUGAAUGAAAAUGAAAAUCUAAAACUUGAACUUGAUCCUUCUGAAUCUCCUCCUUAUCAUCCGGAAACCUUUGACAGAGUUCUGCUGGAUGCUCCAUGCAGUGCAUUGGGUCAGCGCCCUCAGUUUUUCAACAAGAUCAGAUUAAAGGAGUUCAAGUCCUUCUCUAAAGUUCAAAAGAAACUGGUCAGCUCCGCUGUAUCUCAUCUGAAACCUGGUGGAGUUCUCGUUUACUCCACCUGUACUCUGGCACAGGAGGAGAACGAGGGUCUUGUAGAGUGGGCGGAGCAAACCUUUUCUCAGAUUAAACCCGUCAUAAUAGAUUUAGAAAAUAACAAAAACUAUUUAAGGUUUGGACAUCCAAAUAACGACCAACCCGUGCAUAAUGAUACAAUUGGAUUUUUUAUUGCUAAAUUUAUGAAAAUAUUGUGAUCUUUUAAUAAAAGUUUUAAUAAUUUCA